Guillardia theta CCMP2712 is the source of this 12135-nucleotide messenger RNA. RefSeq lists its product as hypothetical. The transcript is spliced from 3 exons. The record is from RefSeq and is a predicted model, not a curated record. Bases 1 to 12135 code for a protein of 4044 amino acids. Lineage: Eukaryota; Cryptophyceae; Pyrenomonadales; Geminigeraceae.
AUGCCCCCCGACAUGUCUGGGCUGCAGGCGAUCUUGCUGCUCCUCCUCUCCAUCAGCUGUCCUGCGCAUGCUGCUGUCGUCUCGCAGUCUGGGAUUAAGUACACAGUCGCUGAGACGGCUCAGCUUCAGAUGGAAGGAGGCGCCUCGGAUCUCAAAGCGACAGACCUCAAGAUCUACUGGGGGUCGCUGGGAGCUUGGAGCGAAGGGAGUGACAUUCUUGCAUCGGAUACCGUCAUCGAAGUUUAUCUCCCGCGCUUUUCAGGAGGAUCGAACAUCUUCGGCGCAUACAGAUCUGGCAGCGCAGAGACAAGCGUCAUGUGGAUGAAGCAAGGUCAAGUCGUCACCAUAUCUGAGAGCGUGUCCAAGCCAUGGGCAGCAGGUCUCCCUGUGUCAAGCCAGUCUUCGCUCGAGGCUGGUCCGGGGGUGGGAGGAUGCUUUGGCAUCACCCAGGACCUUUCGUCGAAUGCUUUCGAUCUCAAGCAGCUCCAAGCAAACUCCUUCUCCAUGUGUCAUUGGGACUCACAGAAAGAGACGCUCCGUCUCCUCAUGUCCUCAUCCCAGCCCAUCACAGGCGUGUACAUCAGCAAGGUCUCCUUGUAUCAGAACUAUGACGUUCACGGCAAGCAGAACGGGCUGGGCCCUCUCCCGCCCAUCGGAGGGAUAGACGAGCACUGGUAUCAGCUAGCGAAUGUGGCCGUGUAUCAGGCAUCUGGAUCUUCACGAGGCUGUGCGGUGAGGGCGAUCAGUGACUUUCCGUCGACGCCUUGCACGAGCGAUCUCUUGGUGUAUCAAGUUCCCUUCGACCAGUAUCGCUCAGUGAGGUUCGGUACGGACCUCCCUCCCAUCCCUACAAGAAAAGGCGCAGGAGCCGUCGGCACCGUAGCUCCUCCAGCCUUCGUCUAUGCGGCAGCGUCAGGCAACAACGAUGGGCCCAAUCAAGCUGUCUGCAUCACCGUCACUCUGAUCAGCUCGGCCACCCUCUACUCGGCUGGCGUCAAUCCCACCACCAUCACUCUCACCGGACUGACGGGAGCCUCUACCACCAGUCAGCCCGUGCGGCUCUUUCAGAACAAGUGUCAAUGCCAAGGCUCAAGCCCGGUGCAGGACUUGAUGCCUGCGAGGUUUCGAACGUCCACCACCGCCAACACCGUCGGCUCAGCAGACUUCAAGGCUGACGGGACCCUGACCUUUCAGCUCAUACCCGGGCAUUACAUCCAAGCUGGAGAGGUGCUGACCUUCUCCUUCAGUCUUGUGACGGGUGCCAACCCUCAGUCGUCUCGAGACCUCAAAGUGUCAAUGUCCGGCCAGGCGUGUCUGACCAAUGACUUCUGUACGUUACCCAAGUCAGUAGCGAUCACGGUUGCGCCGACCUCGUUUGACUCGUCGUCGAGGAUCUUGGAGGUGGUGGGCAAGAAGCUGAGGGUGUCGAUGUUUCAAAGCUCAAGCGACCCUGGCUCACUGACCAACCUCUUUGUGACGCUCCGGCCCAACUUCAACGUCGAGGUAGGGUCGGUCAUCAGCAUUCAGGGCCUCUGUGGCUCGCAGAGCAACUCAGCCUAUGUCCCUCUAGUCAGCAACAGGCUCAACGGCGGGACGCCGCUGACCGACACAUGUACUGGAAACCCGACCGAGGUCGACCUUGCCGACUACUGGCCAGGCUCAAGGCUGGACUGGAGUGGCGGGGGACCUCUCAAGAUCACUGUGGCGAGCAGCUUGAGUCUCGUUGCUCGCGGUACUUACGCUCUGUCAUGGACUUGGCGGAACCUGGACUUGGCUCACCCGGCGUGCUCGAUGACUGUCAGUAUGCAGAAAGGAGGAGACGUGGUGAGCGCGGAGGCUGUAGAGAACAUCGGCAACACAGUCGGCACGGUGCUGAGUCCUGGGUUUAUCAAGUACAAGAUCGGACAAUCGACUACCCGUCCUGACGUUGCCAACUACAUCUGCGUGACGCUGAGAAGCAACUUUCGUGUCUCCACACUCUCCAACACCCAAGGUCAGAACAACCUGGCCCAGAUUACUAUCUCAGGCCUACAGGGAUCUCAAACGACAACAGCGCUGUUCGUCAAGGCUUGUCCGUCAUACGACUGGAGCCUGAUGCAGCUACAGCCCGAGUCUGAUCCGCCAACAGCUCACUUCAUCGACCAGAUUACGGGAGGUACACUCCAUCAUACGACAAGCUGGUCGUCUGGAUCAGCCGUCCUGACCGUCAACCAGGACGACGUUGCAAGUCAGAUGUACUACUCGAUCCCUCAGCAGCAGGACAUUGUGUUUGCUCUCAGGCUCAAGAACCCCAAGGUCUCCAACCCUUGUCAAUCAGUGACCAUGAGCUUCUCUGGUGUUGGCCCUGGCAACCGCUUGGUCACGCAGACGGUCAACAUGGUGCAGAACCGUGUCGAUAGAGCCCUCGAGGACGGUGAGACAGACGGAGACGUGUGCGUGCUCAAGACGUACGAUUACAGCUUCCUGACUCGAGUCAUCGCCCAGUCAACCUCGGUCGUACAGGAGAAGAACGUCAUUACCGUCACCUUGAGGUCUAACAUGGACCUGUUGAGCUCCGUCUACAGUCCUCAGAUCACCAUCUCUGGUCUCACAGGAGCAGACACAGCCGUGACGUCCUUGUCUGCUGCUGCCAUCACAGACCAGUACUUCCCCAACAUCCAGAAGUCGAGCUGGGAUAAAGCACGAGGAGUGCUUGUAGUCACUCUUGCUCCAGGAGCUUGCCAGCUGCCUGUCAAGGGUCGACCGUCUAAUUGCAUGCAUGCUGGCUGGACGUAUGCAUGGAGUUACACCUUGACGAAUGGCGUGACGGAGCAGGCCAGCCCUUCUGUCUCCGUGUCAUGUCAGUUUGCUGAGAACAAGCUGUCGAGCCCACAGCUCAUGGCUUCGCCGAUGCGCAAAGACUUGCACGCUCUCUACUUGACGAGGCAGCUGCUCAACAAGUAUGACAUCGGGCAGUUGAGUCCGGCUCCUGGAGCUGUCAACCCUGUUUGCAUUACCUUGAGACCCAGCAAGUCUAUCAAUGCGCCGACGACCUUCACUCUGACGGGCUUGGACAUGUUCUCUUCCGGUACCAAAGUAGCCUUGUACGAUGAGUAUGGGGUAUCGCCUCUUACCAGCGGGCUGUUCCAGACAGUUGGGGCUAGCCCGCAAGACAACUACGCGACGUAUGACAAGUCAACGAUACAGUUUCAGCUGGGCCCGUCACAGUCGCUGCAGCAGAACUCCAAGUACAAGUUUUGUUUCCAGCUCACCAACGUCAAGACAGGACAAGCGACCUGCCCUCAGGUCUCGCUGACAGUAGAUUCACCGUCUGCACCUGCCGUGUACCGAGGAGCUCAGUCGUAUCUCUGCAACAAUGAUGUGACCAGGAAGGUAGCCGGCUACACGUCUGAGCCGUCAGGGUGUGCGGGCUACAUCUCAGAUCGCAAGUUCAUAUCGUCCAACAUCAGGUCGGGAUCGAAUGUGACAGGCAGCACAGUCUGGUUGACGAUGGAGCUACAGCCUAACUAUCCUCUCGCCUCGGGUCAGACUAUCACAGUCGGAUCGUUCAUCAGCAUGAAGAACGCUGGAUCAUCGGACAUACCAUGUACGAUAGCCAGGAACGGGCAGGUUGUCAAUGCCGCUACCAACAAGCAUCGCGCCAAGGGCAUAGCGCCUCCGGCUGUGUUCAACAGCGUAUGCAAGUACCUCGACAACACGAUACAGAUCUCGUACACCGGGGCGUCAACGCAGUACUCAUCUUCCGUCUACGACCCGUUCUACAACGUCAAUGCUCGCCGAUCCAAGGGCCUGUACAAGGUGGAGGUCACAGCGGGAGGGUCGGGGUAUCAGUCUGCUAGUGUGAUCAUAUGCGACGUUACUCCUGGAGCUGAGUUCUGGACGAAGCCGACAUGCACAGCUGCUGGGGUAGUGUUUGCUGCCGGCAGCUCUGCCUCAGCAGCCGCGACCGUGAUCUCCGGCACCGUCACGUCCAUCAGCCUGACAGCGCCUGGCUCAGGCUACACGAUACGUCCGCAAGUCUUGAUCGUCGACUCGUCGGGCUCCGGGAGCGGCGCGCAAGCAGAAGCGUUCAUCUACGAUCACUCCAUCUACACAGUCCAGCUGCAGCUGGUCAACCAGGGCACUGCCGCCAGCGCUCAAGCUCUGACGGUCACAUCCGGCUUAUCAUUUGUGUCUGCGACGCUAGACAGUGGUUACGAGGUCCGAGCAAAGUCCAGCAUGCAGCUCCAGGAGCAGCCCAGCAGAGAUGUCGUGUUCACGGUCACUCCCGAGCAUAACCUCUACGAAGGCGACAUGCUCCUCGUCAACCUGCCUGCCUACGACGUUGUCACGGGUCCCAUCUUCGGCGUGACGUCGUCGCCCAACCCGGCCUUCACCACCUUCACCACGCAGCUGGAGUGGGAGCUCAACUACUACCAGGAAGAUCGCGCUCGAGCAUACAUCAGCAACGGCUGGGUGGCGGACGGGAACAGGCAUCGGUCAGGAGACGGAGACGUGGACGGCUUGUUUGUGCUGUCGCGGGAUGACGAUGGCUACAACAAGAACAAGGACUUGUGCUGGAGCCGCGUGUCCUGCCCGUGGGGCCUUCCGGACAGCGACAUCACCUUCGGGGGUCCAUCGAAGACGCUGGUGCUGACCAAGGUGACCAACGGAGCCUCGACGACUCUAGGGUACACGCAGGACAUCUGCUACAGGAACACCAGCGUCAACCUCCUUCAACCGUCGGACUAUGUCGGCAUGCAGCUCAAGUGCCGCAACAAUCAGCACACGGUGACAGCCGGCGGUCAGGUCACAAGCGUGCGAGUGCGGCACGGGGGCCUUGUGGUCAUCAGCGGGAGAUACUCGGAGAGCUCGGGAGUAUCAGGAGCCGCGCCGACGUUUGUGGCAUCUGGCGCGACCGAUCAGGCAACGGGGACGCUGCUGUACCAGGUGGUGGGAGUCCAGUACGUGUCAGGCAGCUCGUUGGCAACUGGUGACACGAUCGUCUUCGAUUCUACCUACCAAGUCCUGCCGGCGAAUGCUACCAUCUCUUCUCUCUACAGCACCAGCCCAGCUGUGCAUGUUACUGCCCCCGGGCUGUACUCCGGAUAUCCUUAUGCGACCGUGACCGGGAAGAACACCCAGCUACGAGUGCUUGUCUCUGUGGCGAGUGCCAGCCUGACGUCUCAAGGCAGCGGAUACACGUCCAUCCCCACCAUCACCACCUCGCUCAAGCCAAGUGUCGGCCUGCCCUCGACAGUCCAGCAGCUUGAGCUGCCAGUGUUUGACGUCUCCUUGACCAACGUGACGAGCACCGUUGUCACCCAGUCUAUCCUCGACUACAACCCAGCUAGACAAUGCUUCGUAGUGGCGGAAGAGUUUCCGACUUCCUUCUUGAGCGACUGUCAGGUCGUGCCCAAGGAGCAGGUCGGUCGGUACACCGGCAUGACAGCGAUGAUCGGGUCCAGCGAGUACGUCAUCAAGCAGGGAGCAGGCGGCGUCUACUGGGUGGCAGACCUCAAGGGCAACAAGCCUAGAAGCAUCGACCUGGCCAACAAGCCCUACACCAUCUACACGCAGCUGCAGCUGCAGGUGGCGAAGGGCAAGUGGAUCCGACAGGGCGAGAGCGUCAGCAUCAGCAUCCCCGGCUACCGGUUCAAGUCGGUCCCCAGCGACCCCAACGCGUUCGUCACUCCCUCUACGGACGACGCCUCCAAGACCAUCCGAGAGAGGACGAGGUUUCAGUUCGCGACGCCCGUCAGCUUUCGCAACGUCGGGCUAGCGGGCUCUGCUGCUUCGCGGAUGCUUGUGCUCGGCGGUGCCAUGUCGUCAGGCGACACCUGCACCAUCCAGGGAAGCGACAUCGAGAGACCCCAGGCGCCCGACGGGGUGACGGUCAACCAUGCUGAGACCAUGACAAGCGUCGGAGGGAGCGGGCCUGUGUUUGCUCCUCCUUCUACUUGGGGCUCGGGCUAUCUGCGACCCGGGAGGUUCUACGGCACCUGCACCUCUGGCAGGCGCCUGUCGGGCGUGUUCAUGCUCGAGGGGCAGAGGUCAGGCAUCGAGCUGAUCGAGAUCGUGACUCCAGGAACAAGCUGCAGCGCCAACGUCCAGGUCACCAUCUCCAGUCCCGACAAGGACGGGGUGGCUGAUGGGCUGACCAACACCCCGGUCUGUCCGUCCGACAGCUCUCUAUGCUCUCAGGCUACGGCAGUCGCGACUGUCAGCGGAGGGUCCAUCACCAGCAUCGCCCUCACCAGCGCGGGCAGAGGGUACUUCUUCCCGCCUACCGUGACGCUUACGAACCCCAGCUCCAACACGCCUUGUGACGCCUUUGCGAUAGCGCACUUGUCUCACAACUUCACCUCUCGUCUGCGGGUGACAGCAGACUCCAACCUGAUGAUGUACCACCCCCAGCGAGAUCACUUCGACUCCCUCACUGGCCUGCACUCGACCGUCUUCCCCGCGGUCGCUCUGUACAAGCGAUAUGAUGCGAGGAAGUCCAACGCUGAGGUCGGAACAGGAUACGUGGCUGCCAUAGUCGUGACGUCUCUACCGCCGUCGUCUUGCACAGGACCCAUCACCAUCGAGCCUCCGCCCUCAGGCAGGACCGCGAGGGCUCAAACAGCAGCCAACGGCGGCGUCACCUCGAUCGAGGUCAUCGACGGAGGGUCCGGGUACGAGUAUCCGCCAGCUGUGACCCUGCCGUGCACAGACGGCAGCGCCCGGGCGAUCCUAGGCUUCGUGACCUCAGACGUUCACAUGGCCGGCCCGAGAGCCUCUUCGUACACUGGCAUGCAGUCGGCGCUGCUGACGUCAUCGUCCAAGGCUCCCGCCUUCCGCUCUACCAUGGACUCGCCGGUGGUGGUCGGCUUCAACAAGGCUUGCAGCACUGCAGUCACGCAGACGAUGCUGAGGGCAGGCAGCUCGUGGAACAGCUCUCGAGUCACAGCUGUGACGGUCCCGCAGCAGGGGGUGUCGGGGUUUGCGUUCGGGUUCACAAGCGUGAAGAUAAGCCCGUCAGCUAUCAACGCCAACGGUCUGGUCGACGCUCAUGCCGACGCCGUGGCGGUCCCCACCUGGUCCUUUCCUGUCUCGGGGUCGAGGCUGGUCAACGGGGAGCUUGGCGUAGUGCACUACAACGGGCCUACGACCGUGACUAAUCUCUUCAGCUGCGACGGGUCGGUGCUGGUGUUCAGCUCUCCGCAGCGGCCAGGAGGGCAGGCGCUCAAGAUCAAAGUCUCCCAAGCUGCGGGCGCGAGCCUUCCGAGCUACGAGAUCGUACAGCAGGGUCAAGGGUACGCCAAUAUCCCCAUCGUUGUCGACAUGGAGUUUAGCGUCAGAGGGGCGGUCAAGAGCUACCGACAAGACUUUGCGGACCUGAGCAGCAGCCAGCAGACGCUCUGCAAGCCUUCCUUCUUCUCGCUCAACACGGCGUACCAGGGCACCAACGUCUACUCGGGCUUCGUCAUAGCCUCAGGCACUGUGGCACAGCAGACAGGCCUGACUCUCGACGGAGCUCUCAUCACCCACGAGGGAUACGGAUACCAGAGCUCGGGCUCCGGACCCAUCGCGACCUUCAGCUGCAGCGGAUGCUCCAGCAGCGCCUGUGCUGACAAGAGCGCCAACUCCAUCGCCAACCAGGUGUGCACUGCCUCAGAGCUUCAGGUGGAGGCGACGGUGAGCGGAGAGUGCUCGGGCUCGUGCGAGCAGUCGGUAGCGACCAGCGCCUUCUACUCGCCCAGCAACCGCGACGGGCUGCAAGUCUGCUCGCCGGCGGACGGAGCGGCAGGAGACUACAGGACGCGCAAGACGCUGCAGAUGCGCGUGUCGAGCGGGCCGUCGGCGUACUCCUCCAGCAACGUCUACACGGCAAGACGCAGCCAGGGCUUCCAAGGCCCGCGAGGCUCCUUGAUCUUCAAGAUCGCAGCCAACGAGGCGUUCGCGUCCGCCUCGCUCUGUCAGCCCCCGCGCGUCCUCGUGGAGCAUCAACGUCGUCGCUCUGCCCGGGUCGCUGCCGGCAUGCCCAGCUCCCACUCUUGGCGCUUACCCGAGAAGUGGGAUGAGCUCAACCAGGGGGCCGCAAACGUCCAGCCGACUUGCAGCAGCGGGUCGUUUGUUGUCAAGUCUCUCUGCCCGGGCUCCAAACUCUGCACAAGCGCCUACUCGCAAGCGGAGCUCAACCCGCUGCCUUCCUGCUCAGGCUCCUCGCAGUGCAGCGCAUGUGCUACGUUCCCUUGCCCCGCCCGCACCUGCGCGGCCGACAACUGUCCCUCCUACCUGUCGACAGUCCUUGAUGCCUCGCUGUCGAGUGUGGUCGCUGAUGAGGCGCUGGCAGCCAUCGGGUGGGAUGCUCGGACCCACCAGCCAGUCCUGCUCAACGCGGGCUUCGGCUUCUCUCCCAGCACGCCUAACCCGCUGAGGCUCGAGUUUCCUUCGGACGCAGGACAAGCGUAUCCGUGCGCGGAGAUUCUACUCUACUUCACCGACGGCCCCAGCUCAGACGCCCUUCAGCCGGGCCCUCUCUACUGGCCGGGCGACUUGUCCUUCGAUCAGAGCUCUGUCCGCAACCUGGCGGGCCAGGUGACCGGCGUGGACUAUCUGCUCAGACCCGGCUUCAUCAACGCAGUCUACGGCUCGUUCAGCAACUUCCCUGUCACGACUCUUGUGGCUCUCAGAGACCAGGCGGCUCGUCGGCUCCUGCAGACCUCCAGGUCGGCUGUGCUGGAGGUGCAGUCAGUGUCGGGCUUCAAGGUGGGCGACUACGUGCGGCUUGUGGAUGAAGUCCUUCUCGUGGACGCGAUCAGCGUCCAGCAGAGCACUCUCACGGUCACUCGAGGCGCGCUCAACACCAGCAUGGCCUUGACCUUCGCCGCAGGCACCGUUGUCAGGACCUUCAACCCGGGCUCCGUGCUGCUCAAGAGCGUCGCAAGGGACGCGACCAGCAUUGACGUGUCAAACGCCGCCAAGUUCACGUCGGGCAGAUACAUCCAGAUAGAGAAGGAGGUCAUGUACGUCACUGCCGUAGGAGCCUCGUCGCUGACUGUGCUUCGAGGACAAGAGGGGACGAUCGCAGCCAGUCAUGCCGCAUUCAAGGCGGUGGGGUACGUGCGACUGUCUCAGAAGUAUCCCAUCGUGCUGCAGGAAGCCGUGACGGCGGAUCAAACCUCGUUGACUGUAUCGGACGCGAGCCUGUUGUUUGCGGGGGCCUUCAUCCAGGUGCUGGGCGAGAUCAUGACAGUGACUUCGAUAUCCGGCGACAAACUUACCGUCCAGCGAGCCCAGGUAGGAACAUCGGCGUCAUCGCACCCGACGGGAGUGCUGGUGAAGCUGACCACUGGGGCGAGCCUGGGGCGGUCAAUCUACAGGUCAAACAUGGUUCUGCUGGCUACGAUCAGCUUUAGCGACACUGUACUACGUUUGAAGGACCCAGUGAAGGACACGCAGUCGUCAGGCUUUCAGCCAGGCGACUACCUGCUGGUAUAUAAUUAUUAUGAUUUGUUUGAUGAGGCGAUGUUGGUAUUGAGCGCUGAGACGGCUACUGUAUCGGGGUAUCUCUACCAGAACCUGACGGUCCAAAGAGCUCAGUUUGGAUCAAAUCCUGACAAAGCUGAUUUGUUGGAAGGGAUCUCAGUGAACUAUCUAUUCAGCCCACGAGUCCUGGAGCAGGAAAUCGAUAAGACGGCAACCAACGCGAACUUCUCAAACACUUACGGACUGCAAGCCGGAGAUCUGCUGUGGGCGUUUCCAGGGUGGGAUAAUGAUGUGUACUUCGAGGUGAUGGAGUAUCAGUCGGACGGCAGUGUGCGUCGAGAAAUGAUCCCUGACUUUCAGGGUUACCCACAGGCUACCAGCGUGUCAUCAGGAGCACUGGUGCAGACCAUUGCAAAGCCUGCUUAUCUUAACACUCGGUACAGAACAAAUUACAAAUCUUGUGCAAGCCCACCAUGUGAGGUGCCCUUAUCAAGGGUAUCAGACUUGGUAGUUGGAGACAUCGUGAGCAACGGCUAUACUCUUACUCUGGAAGUCAAAGCUAUCAACACUAAAGACAGCACAAUCACUGUGACGAAUGUUUUCGCACCAACCGAAGUUGUGAAACUGUCAAAUACAGAGAGUACAUUUUCGAAGGUUGAGGGUUUGAGGCUCCUCAACUCAACCUUUAAGGUGACAGAUUAUCAGGCUACCUACAGCAUCUCCUUGACCACUCAAGUGUCCGACUUCUACUCCCCGGGUGACUUCGUGUGGAUCUGCCAGGCUGAUGGCAAAAAUGGUUUGUUCCGAGUCGAAGCUGUCGCAGACUACUCCAUGGACGUUACUCCAUUCACCAAAACUCAGGGGCCUUCAUUCGAAAAAGACAAGGCAGUCCUGUACAAGUACGAGAGAUUCGACGUUCUUCACGGUGAUGCGCUAUACCCCGGCGACAGCGUCAUGUUCUCGGCGGAUGCUUAUGGGGGGACAGCGCAAGUCAUCUCGUCCUCUGAGAACGAAGUCCGCCUCAAGUUCACGGCAGGAGAAUACGAUAAAAAGGAAUUUUUUCGUAACGUACAUUGGGCCCAUCAGCUGCUCCCUGUCUCCAAAAAGAGCUUCGCCAGGUCCAAGCUCGCUCUAGACAUCAACUCGACCGUAUCCCGCAUCAUCCUCUUCGACGCCUCCGGGUUCCUAGCCGGCGACAGCAUCGUCGUCGACGACGAGAUCAUGACCAUAGACAACCUCAACGGCAACCUCCUCCAAGUCUCUCGAGCUCAAGCAGGCACUGCUGCUGCCCCUCACAAGCUCGCAGCAUCAGUCGCAUGGACCGCUCCCGUCGCCAAGACGUCCUCGCCAGUCUCUGCCGUGACUCCUCUGACCCGGCGCGACCAGCACCUGAGGUAUAUCGCACAGCAGGGCUCCAUCACCCUUCCCAGCUCGAUCCUGCAAGCCUCCAGCAGCUACCAAGACGUCUGGGCACAGCUCGACGAGGAGAUCAUCAUGAUCCGGCAGCCCGCCUCAGGCACCGUCCCCGCGGAUGAUCGCGGGCUGAGAGGAACGUCGGCGGCUGCCCACGUGACCAACACGCCCUACAACAUCCCCAGCGCGGUCUUCUCCUGGCAGCUCAACGUCAGGUCAAGUCUGCUGGGCUCGUCGGGCUUCUCAGCUCUGCCUGUGUACAGCAUGAACGCGGCUGGAGUGAUCGCAAUGUCAGGAGUCCACGUGCUGUCGGGAGGAGCCGGAGUGACAAGCAGGCCAUCCUUCCAGCUGAGCCUCAACAGGCUCAUUGACGGCGACGCCCAAGGACAGGCGGUCGGAGGAGCGACUUACUCCUACCGCCCUCUCGUCCAGCAGACUUACCUCGGGGUCGACCUGACGGACAAGUUCACCAAGAGACUCAUCAGGCCGACUGUGACCUACCCCGUGACGUACCAGCCUUGGAGGUUCCCAGCAGACCCUCUCUACUUCCAGGACAGGAUGGACGGGUAUGAUCCGAGCUCAGACAGCUCCCUGCUGUCUCCCAUCAACGGCUCCAACGCCAUCAACGCCAGCUCUCCGAUCCCUCACGAGCCAGGCUCGCCCGUGUUCGUGCUGGACUCCUUCGGUCAGAUGCUCGGCGAUCAGGCUGUACCCCAGCAGAGCCUGUCGGUGUCAGACGGCGGCGCGUACUCCUACUCCAUCACCAGCCGACCGUCCGUGCUGGACUCUACCUGGAGCAGCCCGGCCCUGCUCAUCGUGUCGACGUCGUCGGCUACUAAAGCCGACAUGUACCUCAACGACACCAUUGCGGGCUCCUACUCCAACGGUCAGAAGACCGCUCUGCUGUCUGCCAGCAGCAGGAUGUUCGCAUGGAAGACAGACCCGCGCAAGCUUGCUGUGCUCGUCGGGGCCUCGUCAGCAGCGUCCGCGCCGGCGAGCGCGAGCUCGUCGACGACUCCAGCAGGAGGUCAGAGCAUCGGAGCCAUCAUCGGAGGCGUCAUCGGGGGCGUUGUCGGAGCAGCUCUGCUCGGCCUGCUCGCCUACAAGCUCCUUGUGCCCAAGGCUGUCGGCAAGGCGGUAGACGAGGAGAUGGUGCCUGUCUACCUGCCUCAAGCCUAUCCUGCCCUUGACGUGCAGUACGCCGCUGCAGCCCCGAUGCCUGUUGGUACUCCAGCGUACGGCCAGCAGCCCAUGGCAUACGGAAUGUGA